This is a messenger RNA of Oncorhynchus kisutch (coho salmon), 964 nucleotides long. RefSeq names its product transmembrane emp24 domain-containing protein 11. The transcript has 5 exons. The record is from RefSeq and is a predicted model, not a curated record. Lineage: Eukaryota; Metazoa; Chordata; Actinopteri; Salmoniformes; Salmonidae. The coding region runs from base 149 to 793 and encodes 214 amino acids.
AGUAUCCUUGGGUACACCCUCAAACUCACAGUUUGGGUGGUCAGUCGCAGCAACAGCAGGUGUAAGUUUUCACACCAGAGUCACCUGCACACGAGCAACCAUAAGGCUCAUUAUAUUAAUUUAAGUUAGUCACAUCUUGUAAGUCCAAAUGAAUGUGAGGGGCAUUGGGCUGUGGAUGCUGUGUUACCUAGUGCUGACGGCUGCUAUGUACUUUGAUCUGGGUGAGCAGGAGGAGAAAUGCCUCAUCGAGGAGAUUCCAGGCGACAUGCUGGUCACAGGUUAUUUUCUUUUGGAGAAUUGGGAUGCAAAAAAUAACCUUAACUCCCCUCAUCUUGGCCUCACUAUCACUGUGCGAGAUCCAAACCAUGACAUACUGAUGAAAAAAAGAUAUGGCAGAUUUGGAAAAUUCACAUUCACAUCCCACGCUUCUGGCCCACAUUGGUUGUGCAUGCAGUCCAACUCAACAAGGUUUUCAGUUUUUGCCAGUGAAAGGCUGAGGAUUCAUUUUGAUGUUCAGAUGGGAGAGCACUCCAUUGACCCCAGUGUUGAGAGACACAAAGACACAGUCCAGACCAUGGAGUACAGCCUGGAGCACCUGAGGGACCAGAUCCUAUACAUCACCAGGCAGCAAGACUUCCAGAGGGAAAGAGAGGAAACUUUCCGUCAGAUCAGUGAAGAAACCAAUGGGAAAGUUUUGUGGUGGGCUGUUGUGCAGACUUCCAUUCUACUAUCAGUUGGAUUUUGGCAAAUCAAAAGACUGAAAGACUUCUUGAUUGCAAAGAAGUUGGUUUGAUAUGCUUGGCUUUAGGGCUGGAUUUAUAUCUUGCAGUACAAUGCAAAGUGGCUACUAGAGUCAACGGCUAUUCCAAAACUAGACUUACAUCAGUGCUGAUCAAUCUAUGUUACUGUACAUUCUUCUUGAGACAAUGUAUGGAUUAAUAAAAAUGUGCUUUGUUUAAUCUUA